Molecule: messenger RNA, 6618 nt
Organism: Hirundo rustica (Barn swallow)
Lineage: Eukaryota; Metazoa; Chordata; Aves; Passeriformes; Hirundinidae
Gene: PPP1R3A
Product: protein phosphatase 1 regulatory subunit 3A
Exons: 4
Coding region: 25-3480 (1151 amino acids)
Biological process (GO): regulation of glycogen biosynthetic process
Cellular component (GO): protein phosphatase type 1 complex
Molecular function (GO): glycogen binding; protein phosphatase 1 binding
Source: RefSeq, a predicted model, not a curated record
UUUCAGUUUAUAUCAGAGAGCCCAAUGGAGUCUUUUGAAGGACCUAGUCGGGUUAACAGGGCUAACUUAUUGCAAGUCCCCACGGGAAAUGAUUCCACUUCAGAAGAAGAAGAUGUUAAUAUUGACAUUAAACUUCGUUUCUCCCCACGUCCCCGAAGACGGAAUUCUUCAGCUUCAGAUGAAGAGGAGGCAGAUACUCCCACCAACAUCUCAAGGAAAGUUUCGUUUGCUGAUGCAUUUGGGUUUGAUCUUGUGUCUGUUAAAGAGUUCAAUAUCUGGGAAUUUCCAAAUACAGGACAAGAAAAUUAUAUAGAAGACGAAGUUUUCCCUCAGGAUGAAUAUUUUUUCUCCCAGCAGUUUACCUUACCUGCUUCUCAAGAAGAACUUUUACAAAAAGUGCGAGAGCAGAAAGUAGUGUUGGAGUCAGUCCUGCUCCUGCCUGGGGUUACCUGUAUGAAUGGCAUUAUACGGGUUCUCAAUGUAUCCUUUGAAAAACAGGUGUAUGUUCGAAUGACAUUGAACAACUGGCUCAGUUAUUAUGACAUCCUCGCAGAGUUCAUGCCUAAUUCUUGUGGUAGUGAAACGGAUCAGUUUUGUUUCAAGAUUUCUUUGGCGCCUCCUUUCCAGGAAGAUGGAAUUAAGGUGGAAUUCUGUAUACGCUAUGAGACAUCAGUUGGUACCUUCUGGGCAAACAAUGAUGACAAAAAUUACACACUGAUUUGUCACAAGAAAGAAACUGUGCCCAAGGUGGAUAAUAAACUCCAGAAAGAGGUUACAGAUAGGUGUCUUAAAGGCUGCUUAAAGACAACACAAAGCAGAAAAGAAGAAAUAUUGGCAACGUCUGAUCAUGGCACAUGGAAUAACUCAAGGACUUCAGACACAAACAUCCCAGAGAUUGUUUAUUCACAAGCAGAAGACAAAGACACCAAACUAGUUAAUGAAAAUACAAAAGAGAAAAAUGCAGAAAACAACCAGGGUGAUCACAAAGAUGAUGAAAAAGAAUUAGAGUUGCUGUUAAAUCCGCACUUCACAGGAGCUAGAGGUACCUCUUCCAGAGAUGAAAGGAAUUUAUACACAACAGAACCAAUUAAUUUUCUAAGUGAAACUGAAAGAUUGGUGAAAAAGCUAACCUGUAUAGAAAGAAGCAGUGACAUGCACCCUGUGUCUAUCAGUUUCUCAUCCAAAAACUCUUCACAUGCGAUUGAAGAAUUAGAAGAUAAAGCUAAGUAUUCUGUAAGAGAUUAUAAUAAUCAGCUACCAGGGAAGGAAGUCACUGCUGGCUCAGUAAACACCUAUGAGAGGUCUUUGGAACAUACUGGUACCAGUGAAAGCCUUUUAUUGGCAAAACAUUUUCCUCUGACAAAGGAGAAUGAGGCUAUCAAUAUUAUGGCUACUGGCUCAAGCCGACAAGGAGAGAGGCACACAGAUAUUUCAAAAGGCGAAAUAGAUAGUGCCUCAGGAAGUAAGAUGGUGGAGAGGUUAUUCAUCAAUGAGGAUGCUGCUGGUACCUCAAAAGAGGCCUGUGAAACGAGGCCAGAAACCAUUUUGCCUGAGCAUGAUGAAUCCGUGCAAUUAAGUGAAUGCAUAGCAAGGACACUGGAUGGCAAUGCUAAUCCAGCUCUGGAGCAUCAGGCACCACAAAUGUCUCACCAAACUUUGGAUUCAUUGUUGUCAGAUGCUGACAAAAAUGAAGGCGAAAUCAAGAUGAUUGAUAGCAAAGUUCAGGUCCAUUUAAGAGGAGAUUUAUAUGCCAGCAGUUUUGCACAUGCUGGUGUCUCAGCAGAUUCCACACAAAAGAAAGGAAUUGGUGAAACUUCAGAAAAGAACACUGAUUUAGGGAAGCAGAAGAAAGUCAUUGAAGUAGCAGACUUGGCAUCAAUUGGUGAGGAGGAAUCUUUCAAGUCACACAGGAAACACAAUGCCAAAGCCCUGAACCCAGCACCUCUGCUGGCUGAGAACAACAAGCAGGCACCCAGGGUCACCACGGUGGAUGAAAGACGACCUGAGGACACUCAGGAACGCAGAGGAUUCAGAAGGUUAAAAGAGGGAGAGAAGCCAGACAACACAAAUAAAGGGAGACCAGUCGGAAGGGAAAGCGAAGCAAACUUCGUAGAGCAGAGGUGGCAAGAAAUGGGAAGUGAGGUUCGGUGGAGGGUGAGGGGGAGCAUGGAACCUCAGACCGUGACUUCCACAAAGGAGUUGUUUACCUGCCAGGAGGCAGAGAGCUGUGAAAAUUCUUCUGUCUCUGAGCAGGGUAUUACAGAGAAAACAGAGGCAGGUACAGCUUAUACAAUUAAAACAACAUCAGAAAGUGCUCCAGAAAAAAUGCCUGGCAGUGAAAAAGCAGUAAUUGCUAAGCUACCUCGAGAGACUGCACUAAGUGACAGGCCCACAGAGGAAAAGGAAACAGCAUUUGAUACACGUGAAGGGAGAAAUGAUGGUUCACAUAAUGCUCUUUGUCAACUCAACACAGUGGGUGUAUUAUAUGACACUGAAUUUGAAAAGCAAUCAGUUUUAGGUAUUUAUAAUGCAUGCGUACAUGAAACAGUGCAAGGAGAAACGAAGUCUGGAUGCAACAGCAGGGAAAAAUGUGCCAAAGCACAACCAGACAACGUUGUUCCUGUAGGAGAAGCAGUAAAGGCUUCUGCUAUCGGAAAGAAAGAUUUGCAGGAGGGUUUAUGUUCAGAAGUACCUAAAAGUCCCCUGAGCACUCAGAAGCAUCUAUACCGUGAGAAAGCAGAAGAGCUUUACAGGGAAGAAAGCCGUGGUGACACACUUUCCUGUUUAUGUUCUAAAGCUGAAACAAAAAUGCCACCUUCUGGUACGAAUACUGUGCCUAGUUACAAUUAUAAAAGCUCUUCAGUGGCAUUUUCAGAAGGGUCCACUGUGGAAGGAGGCAUGGAUCACCUGUAUCGAUAUUUUGAAUCCAAAGUCAUUGACAAGGUUGCUGCUGAGUCAGGGUACACUUUAAAUCUAACAAAUGAAAUUACAUGUAUUAACAAAAGCUUCUCUCCUGAAGCUGAAAAAGGAGAGAUACCUUCUGCUUCAGACACAGUAAUUUCUGGAGAAAGAAGAGGAAGGAAUACAGGUCAAGCAGAGCUCCAGCAAGAGAAGUCAUGGAGGCCAGAGGUUUUAAUUAAUAAAUCUACCAAAGAAAAUGUAGGAACACACUCUCAAGCUGACCAUUUAAUAACUGAAAGGAAAACACUAAAGUGGCUUGAUGACUCACAGAAAGAAAGCCAACACGCUCCUGAUUCUGCAGAUAUUUCUAACCAGAAGAGUGAAGCACUUAAGUUACCUAGUGAGUCUCCAGGUUUAAAACAUAUUGCUUUCAAAAUAUUUUAUUUCUUCUUGUUUCUUCUAUUUGCUGCAACACUCUACCACUAUGAUUUGAUGGUCUGCCUUGCACUCUACCUGUUCUCCUUGUAUUGGUUAUACCACGAAGGAAGACAAAACAAGGAGUCUAUCAAGAAGGAAUAACAUUGACUGUCAGCUGUGCUCAGGAUCCAUGGUCAAUAAUCUCCAAUUCCACCGAAGCAUUUUCACAAUUAAAGAGUUUAUUCUUGGUUAGAACCAAAGCAAGAUUUCCACAGCAGCAUCUUUUAUUAAAAGAUUACAUAUGAAGUUGAGCCUUCAUAUGAGUAAUUAAACUAUGCAGGACCAUUAUGUUUGGAUCAUUAAAUACCUAUAUGAAUAUGAGUUCUGAAGCACAUCAAGUUAAAAUGAAGUACAGCUGUUGCUUCUUAGCAGGAUAUGAAGAAGCAAUGCUUUAUGUCUCUGUAAUACUUAAACCCACCAUUUACUUGCUUUAAUAUCUUUUGCAUUAAAGCUUCAUAUUUUUCUGGGAAUUUUUUUCCUAAUAUUCUGUGUGGUACAUAACAACAGAAGGAACAGUAUUAAACCCAAGUCAGUAUUCUGGUGCUGACAUUGCAGUUGACACUCUGCUAGUGUAAUUAGCCAAUGCCAUAAGCAAUGCAUCUGUUGACAGUUUAAUAUAUUUUUCCAAAUUUUUAUUUCAAUAUUUUGAUGUAGAAUUUCAGCGGUACCCCUGUUUGAAAGACGUAAGGCUUUGACUUCAGUAACAUCAUAUAACUUCCAGGCUGUAACUGUGUAGCAGAACAGAUGUGCUGUUUCCACCCUGUAAAGAGUGAAGGUGACAGCCACAGGCCUCUUGCUGAUCACUCACAUGCACGGAAGCUUUUGGGCUUUGCAAAUGAGAAUUGUGUGACAUGUCUGAGAAUUGCACUGAACUGUUAUUCUGAGCAAAGAAUUUGGGUGACAUUUUUCAUCAGAAUUGCUUGAGCAUAUCUACAAAGCAUUAAAUAAAUUUUACAAAGGAAUGCUAUAAUUCUGUGGAGCAUGUCUAAAUUAGAUUUACUGCUUUUUUUCCUAUGGCUUGCAACCUAGAGCUAAUCAAACACCAAGAGAAAACACUGGGAACGAUCCUGUUGUUCAGUGAGGCUGCUUUGUCUGGUUUGGGCGAGGCAGAAAAGACUAGUAUACACCCUAAGGAGAGCAAACUGAUCCCUUGCAGCAGUUCUGUGGGCCAGAAACAUGGGCAGCUUUGCUGCUCCAACACUGCAGUGUCCCACACAAGAUCAAGCCCAAAUUUUAUCCAGAAGGAAAAGAAUGGACAGGUUAUGAUAUUCUUCAGCCAUUUCCCAGAGGAUGGUCGCAGAUGCUACCACAGGCAGUAUGUUAAAAGAAGCACCAAGACUGCAUAAUGUUGCUGAAGCCACAGAAAUUAAGAAAAAAGAGUUGUUUUAAAGCUCUGUUUGCUUCACUUUCCCUACUACCACUGUGAAAUACUAUAACUGUGAAAGUCUUGGUUGCAAUAUAUGGCUGAAGUUAUGCAAUAGCAAAAUUAUUUAGUCGUUAGCUUAGCUCUGAAAUAAAUGUUCUGAAGUCCUUGUAAAACUUAUUCACAUGUUUCAGGAUGAUAGGACACUGCCACAGGAGGCACCUUGGCAUUCCUGCUCUGCAGGGGGGGUGAAACCUUGAAAUUUCAUUUAGUAGUGCAUUCAGUGGGGUGAGCAAGUAUGUGUGUGAUCUAUUGCUGAUAUGUGUCUUGAUGACUGGAUACCUUGACAACUUUUGACAGCAAUUCAUGAAUGAGUUAUAGCAAUGGACUAGAGGCAUUAAGGAGCUACAUGGAAGGAUGCAUCCAGAUGUUCAAAGGUAUAUGAGGAAAAUAUUCAUUGAGAUAAAGAAAUUAAUUCAAUAGGCAUUAGGAGAUGAAUCCAAUAAAAAGCUUAGGCUUAGACUUAAAGCAGGAUUGAAGUUAAAUCAGUGUAAGUCCAAAGUAAUGAUGGCAGACCUUCCUUUAUCUGGAGACAACAAAUGCUGAAAGAACCUACCCUUUUCAUUAUGUUUAUAUGUACUUCUACAAAAGCACAACAUUGCCUUACUUCUGGUAGCUCACUUCCUGCAGAGUGACAAGUCCCUGGUCUAAGUGGAUCAGAUUUUCAGAUCUCUGGGACAGAGACAUCAGAUACUGCUUUACUUUCCAGGAGUAUGGUGGAAGCUCUGAAAUAACAUCUAAUAUAUCCUGGCAGAGUCAAGGUCCUCAGAUAGAGGGAUAAAAAGUAAAGAAAGCAUCCUGCACCUGUCCUGCUGAAAGUGACACAAUGCAGUCAAGUACCAUUGGACACAUUUCAAUCUUCCAGGUAAAACAACCAUGGCAGAAAUUAAAAUCUUUAGAUUCAGUUAGCAGUUAAAAGCACCUACAAUCUAAUUUACCACAUAGCUCUUUAAAAUAAAAUUCAUACUUCAGAGCAAGGACCAAAGCCCAGGUUCCUGACCAGUUAGGUAAAAGCUCUACACACUAAGUGACAGGAUUCAAACCCAUGUUUGAAUAUCUUCAGCUUUACCAAAUCUGGGCAUUUCAUCCAGCAGCAUGUACUUUAACCAUUGGAGGAGUAUUAUUAUGAGGAGGACUGUGGUCACCAGGGUUUGGCAGCACUGCUAUACAUAGGUGGGUUCCUACAUUCUCAACUGACUUAAACUGAAAAUGGUUCUCUGCACAGAACAAUAGAUACUUUUUUUUUUUUUUUUUUCCAUUUGAGGCUAGAGACUCAUUUGAUACUCCCAUCACAGAUGAGUUUUCUUUUCCCAGAACUUGUAAUGUCCAUUUUUAUAGAGGUGUUAAUCUGACACAGUCUAAAUCCCUAAGCAUCUGAGACAGCUAAAGAAUUUAAAUACCUUGGGCACAUGCCUUAUUUUAAGCAGAGAUGAACAGUUCAGUCACCAUGGAAGUAGAAAAACCUGGUUGUGUUUUUUUAUUGAAUCUCGGGAAUUCUAAGCAGUGUGCAUUUUAGGGAUCCUUUUGCUCUUUCACAAGGAAGCACAGACAUCAUUGAACCAUGGUAGAACCAUACAUUUGUGUGGUAGUUGUCUGUAUGUAAUCUGCAAGGUGAAAAUUUUGUUUCUAAUGCAUUUCAACCAAAAUAUUUGGUUCAUUGUCAAAGGCUCAGCUCGGCUGAUUAAAGAGCAUGAAAAGGGGUUAGGGAUGAUUGAUGGGCCCAGGACCAUGGGUGGAGGAAAGACAAUUAAUUGAAUCAGUCUCUGGAAAAUGACAGAAAAAUGUUACAGAGAGCUCAGGAGAGUCACUAUUAAAUA